Hydra vulgaris (swiftwater hydra) is the source of this 1172-nucleotide messenger RNA. Its product is annotated as protein FAM221A. Lineage: Eukaryota; Metazoa; Cnidaria; Hydrozoa; Anthoathecata; Hydridae. The record is from RefSeq and is a predicted model, not a curated record.
UGAGAUCAUCGAGUCAACUUGUGUAGCAACAUAAACAAAUAUCCCAGAUAACAAUUUCUUUGCUAACUGUUAAUGUUAUUUAAAUAAUAAUUAUCAAAAGUUUUGUUCUCCAAUUUAUAUUAUGUCUUAUAAUGAUAAUAAUUUUUCUCUAAAUAGUUAUGGAUGCAAGAGUGUUGAUGACUAUCUUGAGUAUACCAGGAUUGUUGGUGAUGACGAUGGUGGUAAUCUAUUCACACCUAGCCAAUAUGAAGCUUACAAAAAGAAAAUGAUACCAAUACGAAUGAAGAACAGGUUGUAUGUUUGCUGGGCUUCAGAAUCUGGAUUAGAAUGCAAACAGGUCGGACCUGAAACAAAAUGUUUUUGUGAACACAGAUAUAAACAGCAUAUUACCGAUUUUAUUAAUUUGCCUUCAACACGUCCUAUUAAAAUUCCUUGUAAUGCUUUAGGCUGUGGUUGUAAAGCAUAUUUUUAUGUUCCACCUAAUGGCACUCAGUUAUUGCGAUGUAAAUGCAAGCAUUCAACAAAUGAGCAUUCUAAUUCAGGAAAGAAAAAAUGUGUUAAAGUGGGUUGUUUAUGUCAACAGUUUUGUACUGCUUAUUCAUGUGGUUGUGGUAUGGGUGCUGAUAAGCAUAAGAUGAUAAUAGAAACAAAGAAAGAGAGGCAGUUAAGAGGUAUGCCUGUUGGUUAUGAUGUUCCUUACAAAGCAAUGGGUGGGCUAACUGGUUUCAGUUCAUUAGCUGAUGGAUAUACAAGAUUAGAUCAGAGUGGAAUAGGUGUACCAAGCAAAGAGUUUUUUGAACAACCUCCAGAUUUGUAUGAUCCAUUAUUUUUAAAACCUGGUAAUGCUAAAGGAAUACAAGUAGGACACCUAGAUCAACAGAAAAAGCUUUCUGAAGUUGAAUGUAUGGCAAUGUUUGAACAAAGAUUUCAACAAAAGUUGAGACUAGAAUGUAGCUCAAAAAGAAGAAUAAGUUCUCAAGCAAAGUAGUUACAAGAAAUGGUUCGCAUGAUAAGAAGAUGGCGCACGCACCAACGAUUCUAAUGAUAUUCCUGGGCAUGGAACAUCCAUGUGGUAUGUUAACACGUAAGAGAAAGUUGCUUAGACAAUACUGAAAAGGUCGCAACGGUUGUAACUAUUUAAUAAAACUCUAGUAAAUUUUAUUCUUAUUGUA